CAAAUACAUUAAAUAAAUGUUUUAUUCAUCACUAAAUUGUUGCCUUGGAUUCAGAAGUGUUCCAUUUAUUUAUUCUCUGUACCAUUUUCUUUACCUUUCAUCUGUUAGCGUUCCAAGAGAGCAAACAAAAAGGACUGUCAUUCAGUCCAGGAACAGACUGAGAUUCCCUCUACUGAUGGACAUUGCAUAGAGCGUGAAAUGGGAGGAUCCCCCGGAUGACCAAAAUAAGGUUGUGGAGAAUAUGAAGGAUGAAACAGAGACACAUGAGACCAGCAAAGACAGGACAAGAGGCAAGGUAAGAAAUAUGCUGUCCUUUACACAUGCUCUGCCUACUUAGGCACAGAUCUAGGAUUAGUUUACUAUCACUAAAUCCUAGCCUUAAAGCAUUAGGAGGAGACGCUACACUGACCUUAGAUCUGCUAUGAGACCUAUAAUCUGUUGUCAUGUAGGCUAAACGUAAGUCCAGUGGCGGUGCCAAGAAGACUUCCGUGGAGGAGGACAGCAGCAUUGGUGCAGAGUCUUCUCAGACACCCGGGUGUGGUUUCCGGGAAAGGGGAUCUAUCAUUGAGCAGCUGGAGAAGGAGGCUCAGAGGACUCUAAUGCCUUCUCUCAAGAUUGGGACAUGCUGUGCCCCAAUCCUCCUCUCCUUCCUGAGGAGUCUAACUGAUGAGCAAGUCCCAUGUCUUUUUCCAACCUCACAUACAACAACUCUGAAUUUAUUGUCAUAGUGCACCUUCUAACCACAAAUGGGAUUUCAAACACUACACCUAACCCUAACAUCACUGUAACCACACACCUAACUCUUCCUGUAAAUCAAGAACAAAAUAUCUCAUGGACUUGCUAAUUGCUUAAAUAAAUACACGUUUAUUUUCCCUGACAUGGCUAUCUAGUGACUCCACUAACUCAACACCAGUGUGCAGGUAAAAUAUGUUUCCUUUCUUUUCUUUUCUCUAGCCAAUGGAGAGUGAUUCAGCAGGGCAUGAAAAAUAAUCUCACAUUCGAGCAGCUCUCAAUGCUGUGUCUGAAGAUUGUUAAAGUCGUGACCCAGACAGCCCUCCGCAUUCUCCUACCAGCGCUAGCUCGUAUCAUGGGGGUGAACCUGAGGAGUGGGGCAACCUCCCCAGAAUCCCAGUGCUCUCUGACAGGGUCUGAGGAUUCCUUAGGCGGUCUGGAUGAGAGAGAGAAAAGGCUGCUGAUCAGUGAGAUGAACUACUGGACUAAGGAGAGGAGGAGGAAUGGCAGUGCAGGAUGCCACCAAAAAUCCACUCGCAGGACCUCAUCACCAUGCUGUUUGCCUAAGAGGUCCCAGACCUCAUUGCAGAGCUUGCCUGCAACUAGAGAGGCUCCCCUCAUGGAGGAGCCUCUGAAGGCUCUUUUUGGGGUAACGGAAGAGAGCCUUCUGAUAUCCCUGGUUGAGGGUCACUCCAACCCCACCUCCUCCAGCUCCUCCGAGUUGAGCUGUGCUAUCGUGGGGGAGGUGGUACACCAGCUUAACUCUGGCCUCUCAGUGGCCAUUCAGGCCAGCCCGGGGAGUUGCCCCCCUAUGGACAGUCAGGACAUAGCAGCAGGCAAGGAGGUCAUUCUAGUAGCCUCGGUUCAGAUCCUGGCCGAGCUACAGAGCCAAACAUCUGAGCCAGAGUGGGUAGGGUUUAUCGAGCCCCUCAUGGACCCUGUGACCGAUGAUGUGCUGGAGGCCAUUGUCGGCACAAUGGACAAAAUGGCACAGGACUUCAACAUCCUAUUGGAUCUGGCCAAGAAGAUGACAAUCUUGGGGUCUAAAUUUCUGACCAAUCUUCAAUGUGACCUAGAUGUUGAGUGUCCAUCUGGGAAGGAAGGGACCACUCACUUUCUCAAAGAGACUGGAUCCUCUACCAGUGUGGUGGCCAGAAAGAUUCAGACCCUCUCUAGCCCCGACUUUCAGUCUAAAGCCCUGAAGGCGGUUAGCACCAUCCUUACAAGGAAAGUCAGCAGCUCUUCUGGCAUGGCUUCCUUCCUCUAGGCCUUCUAGUGCUGC
Messenger RNA from Oncorhynchus mykiss (rainbow trout), 2014 nucleotides. The record is from RefSeq and is a predicted model, not a curated record. Lineage: Eukaryota; Metazoa; Chordata; Actinopteri; Salmoniformes; Salmonidae.